Messenger RNA from Lentinula edodes (shiitake mushroom), 399 nucleotides. RefSeq lists its product as uncharacterized. The annotation marks the transcript as partial. The record is from RefSeq and is a predicted model, not a curated record. Lineage: Eukaryota; Fungi; Basidiomycota; Agaricomycetes; Agaricales; Omphalotaceae. The transcript has a single exon.
AUUCGUGCGCGAAUGUAUCAUGCCCACGGCGCAUCUCCAAAAGUUGUCACAGCUCACUUCCGAGAGAACUCUCGACAACCGACGAGGGACCGCUUUGUCUUCGCUGGGGAUCUCCUUUCCAACCCCAGACUCCAACCAUACAUCCACGACGUCGUGUUGAGCAUCCGCUAUGGUGGAAAAUCAUUCAAGUUUUUGGUGUUCUUCAAACGGCACAAGCUGCUUCCACCGAACCUAUCUGUCCAAAAUUUGGGAGGAGGUCUUGUCGAUGGGGACGUUCUUUUGGUGGCUUGUGGUAAGAGGGUGUCGAUCAGGAAUUUGCGUAGUGGAUUGGAGGAUAGAGCAGCGGAUAAAGCGAUCAGGAGGUAUGUCAUUUCGGUGAUGCGAACGAUUUUUGACUGA